CUACUGCCCGUUGUUACAGCGAGGCCACUCGGUCUGGACCGCACAUAAUACGACCGUUGUUUUCCAGCCGUUCCACACAGAAGUUCCGCUAAGAACAUGGAAAACUGUUCUGUUCUCAAACCAGGCUUUGCUGAGAGGAAGAAAAACCAUAGGCCUUCAAGAGAAUAUACUGAGUGACCUGUAAAAAGUUCCCAAUCACCCUGCCCAGAGGUAAAAGGCAGUUAACAAAUCAGCCUGUGACAACCCAUCUGCAGUCACUAAAGAGUUACAGCUUGUAUAUCCGACCAGGAAAUUUAAGAUGUUUUCAGACAGCCAAUAAAAAGAGAAAUCAACAACGCAGCUGACUCACACAGGAAAGCUUGUGUUGUGUUUGAAUGCAGUUCAAAGCCGACUCACACUUGGUAUCUAUCUACAGCAGUUUCACUCCAUUGUCCCACGGUUUUUAUGCCUGUAUUUUCAGAGCCAGCCAUCAAGAAAUGGCCAAAUCAUUACCUGUAAUAGCUCAGGAAGAUUUGGAUAGCUUUACCUUGACCAGGACAGGCUCAGGCUUUGCACUGAAAGCCUUUCAUAUUUCUUGGAACACUCACAUCGCUGUGAAGCUGCUGACCAGCCAGGACACUACAGAGAGGGAGUGGAAGUUGCUACUUCAGGAUAUAGCAAGUGUCAGAUGCUUUGAGUCUGAACGUCUCCUGCCUUCUCUUGGGAUUUACCAGUACCACAGACUUGUGGGAAUAGUGACUGAAUGGAUGAACAAUGGAUCCCUCCACUCGCUCAUUCAUGAGCAUCAGCUGUACCCGGAGGUCCCAUUUCCCUUGCUCAUAAGGAUCCUGUCGGAUGUGGCUGAAGGGCUGCAUCACCUUCACAGCCUCAAACCUGCUUUCUGUCACUGUAGCCUGAAACCUUCCAAUGUGCUUUUGGAUAUGCAGUACAGAGCCAAGAUAUCUGAUUAUGGUCUAACCAACUGGAGGAAGAAGCAACUGAGGUCAGACCUGCAGAACUGCAAUCAGAGAAACUGCCAAGAUUUACUGUACCUCCCUCCUGAAAUACUUGAAGGAGGCCCUCCUUCCCAGGAAGGUGAUAUUUACAGUUUUGGAAUACUUUGUUGGGAGAGCCUAAGCAGACAGAAACCUUUUGAAGGUCAAACAACCCUGCUGGAAGUUUUGACAGGAAUCUGCAGUGGUUUGCGGCCUGGCAUUUCAGAAAAGUUUAUACCAAGUAAUUUACCUGAGAGGAAUAGACUGUUGCAGUUUAUCGCUCUAUGCUGGUAUCAAGAACCAGAUUAUAGACCACGUACUGCAGAAUGUGUAGACCUUCUAAAUGGAAUUCUGAUUAGUAUAAAUAAGGAAGAAAUUUCCACUGCAAUCUACAAUCUGAUGGAUGCAAAGGAGACAGCACUCAAUGCAUGCAAAGGUUCAGAAAUAUACACAUUGCAGACGGGUAUAUGCAAUUCAGAGGUUAUCUGUCCACAAAAAAACAACUACUUAAUCAGCAAGAAAGUUCCUUUUGUAGUGCCAAGCUUGUCAGCUAUUCUACUUGAUAGCAGUGGAAGUAAUGCCGGAAAAGAAAAUAUUCUUGAGACGGGUCUGUCAAAUAUUAUCCCACAGAACACAACAACAAAGAAAGGUCACCCAGGCUCUAACAGUAGAAAAUCAAAUUCCUUUUGCACAAUUCCUUUACCUGGUUCAACUGCAGGCAAAGAAAGCAAUCAGCAUAACGACCCACCACUGGCUCUUAAGCACACAGCACAAGCAGUGACAGAUGCUUGCUGCAAAGGAAACUGCUGUCAAAUACUAGCAUGCCAGAGACAGAUCAUACUGAGCUGCAUGACAGAAGGACGCCUCAACCACAUCCUUGAUGUUCUUCGCUCACAGCAAAUGUUGUCCCGAAUGGACUAUGAAACAAUUGCCUCUUACCCCACAGUGACUGGGCGUGCUCGGGCAUUGUUGGACACUUGCCUUUGCCUUGGAGAGAGGGCAGCACAGGUUGUAGUGACUGUACUUUCAGUGACCAAAUGUAGUCCUCUGGGACUGGGCAGCCAUUGCCCAGACUGUCCUUCUAAGGUAAAUAGGUUGUUGUUGUGACUUAAUUUUUUGCAGAUUGUUACAUGCAACAGAGCACUGGUAAUAGCAGUGAUUCCUGUUAAUUCCUCAUUAACCUACUGACUGCAUUCAGUCCUUCCUACAGCCCAUGAUUUUAGUUCUCUAGUGGAAAAGGCUAGCUGGAUUAAUAGGUCAAGUCAAUCACUGCCUGCAGAAAUUACCAAAACUGGUAUAACAAAUUCUAAUGUGGACCUCAGAGAUGAGAGGACUGCAAUGUGUGCCAGAGCAAAAAGGCAGAUGGCACCUUAUUUCCUUGAUUUUUUUUUCUUUUUGAAGGGAGG
Molecule: messenger RNA, 2380 nt
Organism: Athene cunicularia (burrowing owl)
Lineage: Eukaryota; Metazoa; Chordata; Aves; Strigiformes; Strigidae
Product: receptor-interacting serine/threonine-protein kinase 2-like
Exons: 13
Coding region: 375-2081 (568 amino acids)
Biological process (GO): protein phosphorylation; regulation of apoptotic process
Molecular function (GO): JUN kinase kinase kinase activity; ATP binding
Source: RefSeq, a predicted model, not a curated record